GAUUGGACAUAAUUAACAAUUUUUCGUAAAAACCAAUCACAAAAUCCUAUCAUGUAAUUAAAAAACAAAAAUUUAAAAAAACUAUGAGAGAAAAUUGAAAACAGGGCAGAAAAAUUAUGAAAAAAAUUAUUGGUAAUUUCUGCCUAAAAUAAAUUACAUACAAAUAGUUAAAAUGUUGAAAAUGAUUCUAUAAAACUCAGGGAUGUGCAUUGAUUGCGAUGAUGCAACGAGAUGAUAAGUACCCUGCAUGUUGUGUUUGAACUGUAGAAGUGGUACUUUUACUAUAUUGUUGGCAUUGUCCGGCAUAAGGUUCAGCUAACGACAACCGUGCAUCUUUCCUUCCCGUAUGGCUGCAUAUGUUAAUCGCACUAUAUCAAUGAUGGCUGGCGACGGGCCCCACAACGUUGCAACACUCAACAAUGGAAACAUCCGCGUGAACAUGUCAAACGUGGACUCCCCGCUACAGAUAUUUGUGAGAGCCAAGAAAAAGAUCAAUGACAUAUUUGUGGAAAUUGAUGACUAUGUCAAGGAUGCUGUCACUUACAUGCAUGCGGUGUCCGGCGAGAAAGGCAUCGCGUCGCCGCAAGAUGUCGCCACUGUGGAGGCCUACGUCAGCAAAGUGCAGGCGAUACGCGAGGUGCUCAAGCGGGACCACAUGAAAGUCGCCUUUUUUGGCAGGACAAGCAACGGCAAAAGCACAGUGAUAAACGCGAUGCUGCACGACAAGAUAUUGCCGUCGGGCAUCGGGCACACGACCAACUGCUUCCUGCAGGUCGAGGGCUCCGACACCGACGAGGCCUUCCUGAGAACCGACGGCUCUGAGGAGAAGCUCAAUGUACAGUCGGUGAGCCAGCUGGGUCACGCGUUAUGUGCGUCGCGCCUUCAAGAGUGUUCGCUGGUGCACGUGUACUGGCCUCGGGAGCUGUGUGCGCUGCUGCGGGAUGACGUCGUGCUGGUGGACAGCCCCGGGGUGGACGUCACGCCCAACCUGGACGAGUGGAUCGACCAGUACUGUCUGGACGCCGACGUCUUCGUGCUCGUCGCCAAUGCUGAGUCCACUCUCAUGGUCACUGAAAAAAACUUCUUUCACAAAGUAUCGACGAAGAUAUCGCAACCGAAUAUAUUUAUCCUGAAUAAUCGAUGGGACGCUUCGGCUUCUGAACCCGAGUAUUUAGAUCAGGUGCGCAGCCAGCACGCGACGCGCUGCGUGGACUUCCUGUCGCGGGAGCUGCGCGUGUGCUCCGCGCGCGAGGCUGAGGAGCGCAUCUUCUUCAUCUCCGCCAAGGAGGCGCUGCUCACGCGCAUGCGCGAGCGGGAGAAGCCCGUCUCCUCGCCGACACUGGCGGACGGGCACCAGGUGCGGUACUUCGAGUUCGUGGACUUCGAGCGCAAGUUCGAGGAGUGCAUCAGCCAGUCGGCCGUGCGCACCAAGUUCGCGCAGCACUCGCGCCGCGGCAAGAACAUCGCCGCCGAGGUCAUGGCCGCGCUAGAACAGGUUUACAACACAGCAACGGAUCUAAAAACAUCGAAGGUAGAGAAACAGCGUAUACUGCACGAGCAGCUGACGACUAUAGAGGAACAGCUCACCACCAUCACGAGGCAGAUGAAGGACAAAAUCAACCGGAUGGUCGAGAGCGUGGAACACAAGGUAUCUUUAACACUAAGCCAAGAGAUUCGCCGGCUCUCGGCGCUAGUAGACGAAUACGAAGCGCCCUUCAAAUCGGACCGCGGCGCUUUGGAACAAUACAAACGAGCUUUACACCGUCACGUGGAAUCAGGUUUAGGAUCACGAUUAAAGAAGAGGCUAUCUUCAGAUAUUGGACACGAAAUGGAUGAGGCUCAGAAGGAAAUGGCUGACCGCAUGUACAACAUCCUCCCGCAACACAAGCGGGCAGCCGCCGCCAGCUGCAUCAUCCCUCACCAGCAGCCGUUCGAGGUGCUGUACCGGCUCAACUGCGACAACCUCUGCGCGGACUUCACCGAGGACCUCUCAUUCCGCUUCUCGUACGGCAUCACCGCGCUCAUACAGCGCUUCCAGGGCAAGAACACCAAUAAGAUUGCUCUCAAAAACCCCCCCACUUACACUCAGAUCCCGCCAACGGUGAGCAACUUGCCAGCACCUCGCAUGGAGGUGUCCCGCAACAACGUGGCCGGACUGGGCCCGCUCAGCGCCGAGGAGUGGAGCGUGGUGUCCCGGUUCUUGCUGGGCGCCCUCACCUCGCAGGGCACCAUGGGCGGCCUCCUGCUGUCCGGGCUGCUACUAAAAACAGUGGGGUGGCGCAUCGUGGCCGUGACGGGGGCGCUGUACGCGGCGCUGUACGCGUACGAGCGGCUGACGUGGACCGCCAAGGCGCAGCAGCGGGUCUUCAAGAGGCAGUACGUGGCGCACGCCAGCAAGAAGCUGCGGCUCAUCGUCGACCUCACCUCGGCUAAUUGCAGCCAUCAAGUGCAACAGGAGUUAUCGACGAUGUUCGCGCGGCUGUGCCGGCUGGUGGACGAGGCCACGACGGAGAUGGACGGCGAGCUGUGCGAGGUGCGCGAGGCCAUCACUCUGCUGGACGAGGCCUCCACCUCCGCCAAGAAGCUGCGCAACAAGGCCAACUACCUCUCGCACGAGCUCGAGCUCUUCGACGAGGCCUUCCUCAAGCUCAACUAGCUGGUGUGUCGGUGUAAGCAGGGGUCGCAGUAGAUUGAAAUAGCAGGAGGCGAGUUAAUUUAUUUUAUUGUUACAUGUCACGCGCGGCGAUGCUCUAGCAAUUUAAACUCUCGUGUCCAAGUACAAGUUAUCUAUUUCCCAAUGUAAAUUCUGUCUGGCGACAACCCUCUUUGGGAAUAUUAUUAUUACCUGUAUGCUGUUAAAGCUGUGCAUAACCCUUAUUCGCCUCGUACAACACCCAUAGGAGAAUAUCUAUUUUAGGGCGGCAUCAUACGCCACAGUAUUAUUGGAAUGUUUGGCACAAAUCAGAUUACAGUGCGCAAAUAUAUUACCUUUCUAAAUCUACAUUGAAAACAUCAUGAAAUAGCAUUAUUACAGUAAUAAGUAUAAUUACUAAUCAUUGUAAUUACAUGCCUAUUAUUUAAAAUUAUUACAUAAAAACUUUUUUGACGACCUCGAUGGCGCAGUGGUAAAGUGCCCUUGAACCGAGAGGUCCCGGGUUCGAUCCCCGGUCGGGUCAUGAUGGACAAUGAUCUUUUUCUGAUUGGCCCGGGUCUUGGAUGUUUAUCUAUAUAUGUAUAUGUUAUAAAAUAUAGUAUCGUUGAGUUAGUAUCCCAUAACACAAGUCUCGAACUUACUUUGGGGCUCACUCAAUCAGUGUGAUUUGUCCUAAUAUAUGUAUGUAUGUAUUUAUGUAUUUUAUUAUGAAAUUUGAUAAAUUUAAUAGUAAAAAAUAAUACAGUAUUAUAACAAUUUAGUAAAUACAGACAACAGCAUAUCAAUCCUUCACUGACAUGCUGCGGUUAUAGCGGUUAUGUGUAAUAAUACGGGCUUGAUGUGCCGGCGACUGUACAUAACAAUCUGAGCGCAAAGUUGUGUGAAAUCGCGGCGCGUGACGUCAUUAUUGUUUAAGUGCAAUGUUAUUUUCUGCACGUUUCAAUCCACUGCUGUAACAUGACAACUGUUGGAAGGUGAGCCGAGUCGCACUGUGUAGUGGGUUACAUACCUGUGUAAAUUACAUAUGUUGUUGUUUUAAAGUUAUUUAUUAUCAGCUUUUACCAAUGUUGGAUCAAAUCACGCGUGGAUAAAUUGUUGAAUUUGACGUCUAAUGAUAUUGUUUUGAUUGUAACUACAUAUAUGUUAUCGUGAACCUUAUAUGUAUGUAGUUAUGUGUUCAAAGCGUAAAGUUUAAGAAAUUGUUUGAGCUUAGUAUACACUAGACGACUUUAGGUAUCGAUUUUGGGAAUACGCAUGGUGUGUGCAUAUAACGUACAGGCUAUAGAGCGCAAUUUUACAAUCAAAAACUCCAUUUCAAAUGAGUAUUUGCGUCUCGCAUGAUCAAUGCAGCUGUCUCCUUUCAAAAUCUAUCAAGGGACAUUUUAAUUUCAGACCUGUGUCAACCUUGUGUUUUAAAUUUGCUCUCGUACGCAACAUGAAUUGUCUGGUAUUAUGCCAAGUUCCGCAAUACAUAGUUUUGUAAUGAACUUUAUGAUAAAAGAUUUUAUGUCAAUACAUAGUUUUGUAAUGAACUUUAUGAUAAAAGAUUUUAUGUUAGCGAUAGACUUUACUACAAAAAUAUGUUUUUUAGUUACAAAGGGAAUGUUAUCGCCGCAAGAUAAUUUUUCGGAUUUCCGCGCAUACCACUAGAGAAUUUUGCGCAACUGAUAUCGUCCAGUGUAUACUAAACUUAGGUUCUCGUGGUUUUUUUACGUUUACCUUCCCGGCUCGCGUCCCGGUGCUAAAACGGGCGUAUUGAGCGAGGAACGAACGAAUACUGGGAUAUCGUGUCUACCCCGUCGGGAUUAUAGACAUGAGCAUGUAUAUGUAAAAUGAUUAUACCUAUUAGUGAUGAAAUCGUUAUUGUAUGUGCUCUUACGUUGUCGAUGGCUGUAAACGCUUGUUGGUUGUUACGAAAUGACGUAGUAAUCGUGAUGACAGCUGGUCAUGCUAUCUGUCUCUACACACGAAAAUCUAGACGACAUUUUAUAGGUUAUGUUGAUUUUAUUGCAACAAAAACCAAAUAGUUGGCGGACGAGAUAAAUCACAGUACAGAUGAAUAUUAAUAGGGGUCUUAUUAAUAGAAUGUUAAUAGUCGUUAGAGGCGCUGGUGUAGAGAAAGGUCCGUGUCCAAAGCAAAUGUGAACGUCUUGUGUUGUUCGCGGCCUUUAUUUAAAUGUCACCCAAGACCUCACUCAACUAGUGAACGGGAGAAACGAUAAUCACCAUUGCAUCAAACUAGCAGAGUUUCUCUCUCUACGAAUACUUACCGUUGGGAUAGCUUAAUAGAUCGUAUAUUACAUAAAAAUAUACUUAUUUGUCGUGUUUUAUUUUGCUGGACGCGCUUUUUAUUUAAAAAAAUAAUGCCCUCGGCAAUAUUCCUACUGAUUAGUUACCAUUUGCUGUAAUUUAUUACGAAGCAGUGUUGUCUGUUUCUUACCACGAUCUGUGAUAACAGAUGGGAUAUUCGAAUACAUAUUAUACGUGUUUUUUGGGUAUGAAAUUGGAUUUUGGGUAUGGAAUGGAUUAUAAUUUAUAACCUCAACUUUGUUAACAGUUAAAGUUGCUUUUGUUUCAUGAUAAAAAAUUACAGUGCCUUUUAUAUAAUAGACAAAAACUUAAUAUGCAUCCGAAUAUCCGAUCUCUAUUCUAUACUUCUAUAUUCACGGAUUGCUUUGUUUCUGUCCACUCUGGUUUGAUGCAUAUUGUUCACUUCACAAAAUGUAACGCGUGUGUGACACCCCUGGUGUUGCAGGCGUCUAUAGGCUGCGGGUGACCACUUACCAUCAGGUGGGCAGGGAACUUUUAACCUACUUCGAAAAGAAUCGUCAAGUGCAUAUUUAGCGAAGUACAUAUGCGUCAAACCCGUUCACUCGUAUCGUAAACGCGGUCGCGGAUAGCUACUUUAUGGGUUUUUCACACACUUUAAUUUUCAAGUGUAUUUUUAACUAUGCAAAAGUGAUAUUCCAGUCAUCAAAUUCUUCAUACAAUAAUCUCUUUCGUAAUGUUACUUUAAAAAGUGGUUGCCAAUAAAGUUGAACAAAUAAUGUUAGACAUUAUGCUGUGUGGAUUCGUCCAAGCCGCGCAAAUCCAAUGCGAUAACUUGCGAAAAGCCACCCACCCCGGCGCAUGGUUUCGAUGUGACGAUCUAAAAAUAGUAAACAUUUUUUUUAUUUUUAAUAACUAAAAUAUUCACUUUCUCACACUUUUUUUACGUAUCACAUAGUAAUCAUGUUUUCAAAACUCGUGUAAAGAAUCGAAAUUAGAAAAUCGCAUUUAGUUUUACACAUUUUAAAUCUCAUACCAAUAAAAUGUAGGAGCAGCCAUGGUGUGAUAACUCUUUUUAUUACUUUAUUAUGGUUUGUACAAGCGAUGGAUUUUUAUAAGAGAUUAUUUGAACUGGUUGCGUGUCCCAGUAUUAUUUGCAAAGGGUCUGUUUGCGUUCAUCUUGAUAGAAUUAGAUUUGUUAUUAAAAAAUACAUAGUAUACAUUUCAUUAUAUUUAUUGAAGCUCAUGAAUUUGCGCCCCCGUGUUAACAGCUUUUUACAUAUUGUUAUGUAUAUUGUAUAAAACAUUGUUGGAAUUAAUUUAACAGUAAGGUCACAACAGUGAUGGGAUAUUUUAAAAUGCAGCAAUGAAUUUGACUCGUGGGAGUCGGGAGCCAUGCAACCGUUUGAUAUUAGAUAGAUUUUGUUGUCCGUUGUAAUUAGGUAUUGCAUAAUUAGGAGAAUUUUCUUAUGUAAAUAAAAAUAAAGGAUUCCUUUAUAGUA
Messenger RNA from Plodia interpunctella (Indianmeal moth), 6423 nucleotides. It is a transcript of the gene Marf, whose product is annotated as Mitochondrial assembly regulatory factor. Gene Ontology annotation, cellular component: mitochondrial outer membrane. Gene Ontology annotation, molecular function: GTPase activity; GTP binding. NCBI's taxonomy places the organism in Eukaryota, Metazoa, Arthropoda, Insecta, Lepidoptera, Pyralidae. The record is from RefSeq and is a predicted model, not a curated record. Gene Ontology annotation, biological process: mitochondrial fusion; mitochondrion localization. The transcript has 16 exons. Bases 347 to 2656 code for a protein of 769 amino acids.